Messenger RNA from Trichobilharzia regenti, 5155 nucleotides. Lineage: Eukaryota; Metazoa; Platyhelminthes; Trematoda; Strigeidida; Schistosomatidae. The record is from the annotation of a GenBank genome assembly.
AAAAAAUGUUUACGCAAAAACUAAAUUACUUACGAUUCAUUGUUUCUGUUAUAAAAAGUUGAAUGGUACAGAUAUAUUGAGUUUUGAAGUGUCUCCGGCGCCUAAUCAGACAGCUGCGCUAUUCCUCCUGAUGCCCAUUUAUGUAACGCAACAUUUAUCAUUCCCUUGGGAAUUUGUCACGUCUCUGUUUUGGAAGCGUUAUCCGAAUCCAUACGCGAAACAUGUAUUAUCUGAAGACGUUUUGGAAAGAAAAUUCUUACCGGACGGAAAGUUAUACACCAAACGGUUAGUAAUUAAGAAGAUAUCAAAAAGAAUUCCAUUUUGGUUGCUGAAAUUCAUUCCAAAUGGUCAGGUUUCAGUUGUUGAAGAGUCAAUCAUUGACAUUAAGGCCAAGCGGAUUGAUGUCGUAUCGAAGAACUUUGGUUCACAUAAAAAGUAUCUGUCUGUUAAGGAGUACUGUUCCCUAUUUCCGUCAGAAGGUGACCGUUCAACAACAACUUUUUCACGCAUACUUUCACUUGAAUCCAAUGUGAAAAGCUUUUUACGCUCAGCCCUCAUAAAAACAUCCCACUCGUACUACAGUUCUUCGUCUAAUGAUACAUAUUUAGGAUAUAUACAUGUAUGCAAUAUGUACAGAAACACUCUACAUCCUCAGAAGUCAUCUUCACUAACAAACGAUACAACUAAAAGUUCUGUACGGGCUGGCAGUGUAUAUGGGACACGAGAAUUCACGUCUUCUAAGCUACCUCGAAUAGUUAUGGCCGAUUCUGGUUCGCGUGAAUAAACAAAAAAAGAAAAGAAAGCAGAAAAAGAUCUGUACUGAGCUUAGUUAUUUUCUUCUUUUUCUUGUAGCUAAAGUUUCCCCCCUAUAGGAUUUAUUAUUUUCUAUUAUUGUUGAAAGUGCCGAAUAUAAGUGCGUUGAUGCAUUUUUGCGUGCGUUUUACUCACCAAAAUUUUUCUACUAUCCAACUACUACAUGCUAUCCUAGAGAAUUCAACAAUAAACAAAUAUUAAAGUUUUGUCUUUCAUUUCAAUGUUUCUCCUCUGUUGUGUUCACCUUUUAUAAAUUUAUUUAAACGAAUGAUAAUCAGUUUUAUGCUGCUGUCUCAGGUUCUCGUAUUUUGUAAAUAUUGUGAGGAUGCUUGUACUUUAUGUUAAUCGUGGUGUACUUCCAAAGACCUAAGUGUAAAAGUAUUGAUAGUUGUUGUGGAUCAGCAAAUCAGAUUGUAAUUUGUUUUGAAACUGUUACCUUCUGGACACAUUUGAAAAGAAGUACAAAUAUCAACCUAUUGAAUGCUCUUUCCGUGAAUAAAUAGGAAGUAACAAUAAAGAACAGUGUGGUUUUCAGGGAUUUAUGUAUACUUUGAAGCUUUAAUUAUCUGACACUGUCAGGUAGUUUUCAGUUUGUCUAUCUGUCUGUUUUCGACAUAGAACUUUGCACAAAUGUGCGGCAGUUCAAGUCGCCACACUCCCUCCUUGUAGUACACAAAGCAACAGAAGAAAGUAGAAGAAAUGCAUAUUAGAGACAGUAAACAGAGGUGUAAAACAAAGGAAUAGUAAUAACGAAGAACAAUACAGUUUCAUUGGAAGUCACAAGUCGCAAGGAGUGGAUGCAUCUGCUCCAGCCAUUGAGAACGAUUUUGAGCCAUUGGUUUUUACCGUCCCGAGGAUCCCAACCAGGAAGUUUGUGUUGGUUUAGGUAACAGUAAGAGACGGUAAAUGAUUGAUAGUGCAUAUAUUAUAUUCGUUAGUGUGCAUCAGUGGAACGGCGGUUAGGACGCUCGCUCACCAUGUACAUGGUCUGGGGUUUGAUUCCCGGUCGACUCACUUCCUUACCUCGCUAAGGAAGUAAUAAAAUUGGCAAAGAGGGAAGGUUGGGCAUGAGGCUAGCAACUCCAUCCUGUAAAAAUAAACACUGCUACAGGAACUAGCUUGAAGCUCUAUGUUCCAUUGGGAACGUGAAGGAAUAAAAAAACUAUAUUCGAUUGUAACAACAGAAGACAAGGGCCAGGCAACAGAUCCUUUAUUAAGGAAAUCAGCACGUAUUUAUAUAUAUUUUCGUGUAUAUUAUUGUAGAUUAUUUAAGCAAGCAAACACAGUCUUCUGACUGGUUGUUUCUCACAGAAAGCUAACCUUGCAUCUCUUUGUGGCUGUUUCUUGAAUGUCAGACCAUCUAUAUGUUAACUGCAUCCGCCUACGCAAAUUCGGUUGUGGUUGGUUUUGAAUCAGUCUUUGUUCAUAUUUUCUCACGACCAAUAUUGAGGACGCAAACAUUGACGUAAAUUACUGUCUACGAAUUUGGCUAGUAGACAGCUGUUACCACACAAUGAGUCGACGGAUUCCAUCUGGAUUAAUGUGUUAAGGUACAUAGUUACUUUCGCUUACACAUUGUUAUCGAUCAUUGAUAAUAGAUGAGAUUUAUUUGGUUAGUUGUGGUCCAGUUUUUCAUUUUCGAAUCCUGCCGUAACAUUGGCAGAAAGAUGUUUGGAAGCCGUGGAUUUCUCACCCAUACGCCUUCAAAAUACCGUCAAAUGUGUUUUGUUUCAAGUAAACAUCAGGGUUGAAAUGUUAACAUGAGAUUUCAAUGAAACAGAAUGUUAGUGCUUUCUCUAUAGUGUACAACUCAGACAAUAAAAUAGUAUUGAUAUUGAAUUCAUAUCUCAUAAUGUAUUUGACUUCACAUGGCAUUCAAAUCCACGAACCCACUUGAAAACCAAAUAACGUUAGUUAAGUGGUUCUGUGAAUCCCAGUGGAUAAACUUUGCAACAAUCGUGAAAUCAAAGUAGUAAGGCAGAACCAAUCCGAUUUGCGAAGCACAAAAACAUGGCAAAAUCUAGUCUAGAUGACAAUACUCAAACAAGAAAUCUGGAGGAAAGCUCGAUUACAGCACCACAUGUAGUUUCAACCAACCAUACAAUAAGAUGUAACAGAGUGACAUUGCUAAUAUCGCAAGGUGAAAGAAGAUUGAUAACUGAAGCUUUAUCUGAGGAGUCAGGCGAGAAUACAUGCGAUAGGAAUGAUUCAUCAUCUGUCCCCGAUAUCCGGAAAGUUUUGCUAUCCUAGUGGGCCAUUGAAGCAGGAAAACAAGAACUGUUAAAAUUGGGUUUCGAGACGUUAUCCAUUUCGUAAUCCGUUACUGUGUGAUAUAUCCAGUAAGCAAAAGUAAUGGGGGAUAAAUUUUUCUGCUUCAUUAGUACUUAAAACUAACAUUUGUGUUACGAUUUGAACUACUGUCCUUAUGUUCGGAGUUCUAAGCCGAAAAAUUCAGUUAAAACUACUGCUUUGAAUCUAGUUCUAGCAGUAUGAGUAGUUUUAGUUUGUUCUACACGAGGAAAAGAAAACAUCAGAAGCCUAGACUGGACUAGACAAUAACUGUACUGAGGUAUCAGUUUGAUUUUUGAGCUGAAAGGAAAUGAUUACGUGUAAUUUUAACUUAAAGACAUUUGAUUCAUUCCAAUUUUCCAAUAUUGGUUUGUAAGAAUUUUGUUUGAUUGGUUGAAGGAUUUCAUCAUGAGCUGACGUCGGUUAGUGAACUAUUGGAAGACCUGCCAGGGAGUACUGGACAGCUGUUUCGUCCAAGUUUGGGUGCGUACCGACGAAGAGUCCCGAACUAGUACGAAACAGCUAUCCAUUUUACUCUGGCAGGUUUUCCAAUGGUUCUCAUGAUGAAAUUCUCCAACCAAUUUCCAUUUGACUACACAAAUGCUGUUUCGACUAAGGUAACGGAGUUUGUUCAAUAGUGAGUGGCUCGUGUGCGUCGGUGGUACAGCCGUAGAAUGCUCGCCGACCACGCAUGUGAUCCGGAGUUCGAUCCCCGGCCGACUCACUCCUUUACCUCGCUAAGCCAGUGAUAAAAACGCUAGUAGAGAGGAAAGGUCGGGCAUGAGGCUAGCAGCCCCAUUCUGUAAAAAUAAACACUGCUACAGAAACUUCAAGUCUCUAGCCUGAAGCCCUAUGUUCCACUGGGAAUGUGAAGGAAUGAAAAAGAAGAAUAAGUCAUACUUAUUGUAUUGAGGCUGAUGGCUCUAACGUGAUCUCACAACCUUCAGUAGAUGGGUUUCAAUUACAACCGGUUUUCUGGUUCUCGCCUUACUUAUUGACAAUGUUAAAACAGCUAGACUAAUAUCUUUAGUAGUGUGUAAUAUAGACCUCAGCUCUCCCCACUAUCAUUUUUUAUAAUUCAACCAGUGUGUUGUAUUCCAUUGGCUUAUGACUGGUAAAAUGAUAUGAUUAUCAUUCCAGCCAGAAAAAAUAUUUUCUUCAUUUUAAACCAUCACGUCCACCUUGUUGUAAGUAUUACCUUGAGAUUAUAACGAAGGCUUUACUAGUUGAUGUGAAAAUAAUUCACCAUUCCACUUGAUAUAGCGUACCGAAAUAGUAAAGCUUUCAAGUUGAUUAAUCUAGCGUAUUUAUUUGCAGUAAAGGUAACAGGAUUAAUGAGAGCUAAUCUAAUGCAUACUAGCAGAAAAUAGUGUCCAUUAUAAAGUUAUGGAUUGCACAGUGGUUUCACAAUUUGCAAACAAUAUCCUUUCGGUAUUAGGCAUCUUUUGGUCAUUCUUGUAUUUCGCUUAGCAAGGUUCUUCUCAUUAUUGUUGCCUUUUCAAUGGUUUUCCUAUCGGCUUAAAUUAUCAAUACUUUUCUAUGGACGUCAUUGUAAGUGCCAUCUGAACUAGACUAAAGUUUAGCGACCCUAUUGAAGGACCAGUCGAGUAACCUUUGCCAAUCAAAUGUGUUCUUUGAUUAGGAGAUUCUACAGAAAGCAAAUUAAGUAAUGUAAAAUAAUUAGGGCUAGAUGGUAGUCCCUUAUAUCUUCUAUAGAUGUCUCCCAGUACUACACUGGUGUUCUUAGUGUUAGUUCAAACAAAUUUCCGUAUAUGAAUUCAUUAAGAUAACUGUGCAUCAUGUAGUUUCGUGAUCCAUUUAUUGCUCAAAUCAAGUACACUUUGAAUCGUUCUGAGGGAUUGGUGUACAUGCUGAGGAGUCGAUCGACACAGUGGUUAGGACUCUCGCCGACCAUGCACAUGGUCCGGGGUUCGAGCCCACGCCGGCGCACACUUGAUAUCUAUGGUUGGCCUGCAAAAUUUGGGCUACCGAUAUCCAUGCUGAAAAUUCCAUACUUGUACCAAAAAUACAGUGUGGAAUCAAGCUGUACAUC